CGCUGCGCCGGGAGGGGGCGGGCGUCGUCCACCCGGGAGGCUGCAGACCCCGGCUCCCGCGAGCGCCGCGCCGGGCUUCGCUGUUCCACGCGGCUCCAGCGGGGAUGGAGGACUCGGUGGCAGCGGCUGCUGCGGCGGCGACGGAGGAGCGGCUCUGAGGAGGGGACAGCGGGAUUAGAGUUCUCCAGCACACACGUCAUAGAGGUGGAGUGGUGAUGUCUCCAUGAGGGAAGCUCCUCUCACUCACCGUGUCAUGUCUAUCAACGGUUCCCGACUGGACCACUCAUCUAAGAUAGGAUUUACCCUGUGAAACAGGGAGAAGACUUAUGGACUCCAAGCAUCGUUUCAAGUCCUAGCUUUUUUCUGUUUUGAAAGUACAGACAUAUAUGCAAAGCUCUUGUGCUUCGGACCCUCUGCUUUAUUAAGGCUGCUGUGUUGCUAAUCCAGAACGGUUCCAGUCUCCUGGCCCAUCACCAUGGCUUCAGUUUGGAAGAGACUGCAGCGAGUGGGAAAACAUGCGUCCAAGUUCCAGUUUGUGGCCUCCUACCAGGAGCUGAUGGUUGAAUGUACAAAGAAAUGGCAACCAGAUAAACUGGUGGUAGUCUGGACAAGAAGAAGCCGAAGGAAAUCUUCCAAGGCUCACAGCUGGCAACCUGGAAUAAAAAAUCCAUACCGUGGUGUUGUUGUUUGGCCUGUUCCUGAGAACAUUGAAAUCACUGUGACACUUUUUAAGGAUCCUCAUGCAGAAGAAUUUGAAGACAAAGAGUGGACAUUUGUCAUUGAGAAUGAAUCCCCUUCUGGUCGGAGGAAAGCUCUUGCUACUAGCAACAUUAAUAUGAAACAAUAUGCAAGCCCUAUGCCAACUCAAACCGAUGUCAAGUUAAAAUUCAAGCCUUUAUCUAAAAAAGUUGUGUCUGCCACUCUCCAGUUUUCAUUAUCUUGUAUCUUCCUUCGGGAAGGAAAAGCAACGGAUGAAGAUAUGCAGAGCUUGGCUAGUCUGAUGAGUAUGAAGCAGGCUGACAUUGGCAACUUAGAUGAUUUUGAAGAAGAUAAUGAAGAUGAGGAUGAGAACCGAGUGAACCAAGAGGAGAAGGCAGCAAAGAUUACAGAGAUUGUAAACCAGUUGAAUGCUCUGAGCAGCUUAGAUGAAGAUCCAGAUGACUGCAUAAAGCAAGCACAUAUGCCUUCAGCUAGAUCAGCCAGUUCCUCUGAAGAACUUAUCAACACACUUAACUUUUUGGAUGACUCACAAAAGGACUUGGCCACUGUGAAUACAAAUCCAUUUGAUGAACCUGAUGUAACAGAAUUAAAUCCAUUUGGAGAUCCUGACUCAGAAGAACCAGUCACUGAAACAGCGUCACCUAAAAGACCAGAAGAAUCUUUCUAUAAUAACAGCUGUAAUCCCUUUAAAGAUGCGCAGACUCCACAGCAUGGGAACCCAUUUGAUGAGCCUGAAACCUGUGUCAUGUUAAAGGAUUCUCCACCCCAGUCGACAAAAAGAAAAAACCUGAGACCUGUGGACAUGAGCAAGUACCUCUAUGCUGACAGUUCAAAAAGUGAAGAUGAGUUGGAUGAAUCAAAUCCUUUUUAUGAGCCUAAGCCAACUUCUCCAAAUAAUUUGGUCACUCCAGUUCAGGAGGGGGAAACGGAAAGGAGAGUGAAAAGGAAGGCCCCAGCUCCGCCAGUCCUCACUCCAAAGGCCGGGGCAAAUGAGAACACAGUCGUUUCUCCAGGGAGAGAUCUCUCUACUUCUCCUAAGCCAAGCCCAAUACCAAGUCCUGUUCUGGGGCAAAAGCCAAAUGCUAGUCAGUCCUUGCUUGCAUGGUGCAAAGAAGUUACAAAAAACUACCGGGGUGUGAAAAUCACUAACUUUACUACAUCGUGGAGAAAUGGUUUAUCUUUUUGUGCAAUCUUACACCACUUUAGACCAGACUUAAUUGACUACAAGUCUCUGAGCCCUCAAGAUAUUAAAGAAAACAACAAAAAGGCUUACGAUGGAUUUGCCAGCAUUGGAAUUUCCCGUUUACUGGAGCCUUCUGAUAUGGUUUUAUUAGCAAUCCCUGACAAACUGACUGUUAUGACUUAUCUCUAUCAAAUAAGGGCACAUUUUAGCGGUCAAGAGCUAAAUGUGGUUCAGAUAGAAGAAAACAGCAGUAAAAGUACAUAUAAAGUCGGAAAUUAUGAAACAGAUACAAACAGUUCUGUUGAUCAAGAAAAAUUCUAUGCCGAGCUGAGCGAUCUGAAACGGGAGCCUGAGCCGCAGCGGCCAUCCAGCGGGGCAGUGGACUUCCUGCCGCAGGACGACUCAGUGUUUGUAACUGAUAGUGGAGUGGGAGAGUCAGAAAGUGAACACCAGACUCCAGAUGACCACCUUAGUCCAAGCACAGCCUCCCCUUCCUGCCGCAGGACUAAAAGUGACACAGAGCCCCAAAAGUCCCAGCAGAGCUCGGGAAGGACUUCAGGGUCCGAUGACCCUGGGUUAAGUUCUAGUGCCGAUGCAGCCCAAGCACUGGUUUUGUUAGGCAAGAAGAGGCUACUGAAAGCUGAGAACUUAGAAUUAAGUGACUUUCAUGUCAGUGGUAAAAAGAAGGAUGUCUCUCCACCCUCAGUUUGUGAGCAAAAGCUUCAGACUGUAAACACCAGCAGUGACUGGGAACAAGAGAAAAUAGAAAAUUCCAGACCUUCAGAAUGCAGAUCGGAUGGCGAAUCAGCUAUCAAAAAGCCAAGUUUAUCCCCUCCUUCCAAACUUGGAUAUUCAUACAGUAGAGAUGCAGACUUCACGAAAAAUGUCUGUGCUUCUCUGCGGCAGGCAGAGUCUGAUCCAGAUUCAGACAGAAACACUUUAAACCAUGCUGAUCCCUCCACCAGAGCAGUGCAGCAACGAAUGUUGUCCAGACAAGAGGAGCUGAAGGAAAGAGCGAGAGUUCUGCUUGAGCAAGCAAGAAGAGACGCAGCUUUCAAGGCGGGGAGCAAGCAAACCGGCAGCACAGCCCCUCCGCUCUACAGCAGGCAGCAGCUAAGUGAUCAGCAAGAUGAAGAGAGACGUCGGCAGCUGAGAGAGAGAGCUCGUCAGCUAAUAGCAGAGGCUCGAUGCGGAGUGAAGAUGUCAGAACUUCCCAGCUAUGGUGAAAUGGCUGCAGAAAAGUUGAAAGAAAGGUCAAAGGCAUCUGGAGAUGAAAAUGAUAAUAUUGAGAUAGAUACUAACGAGGACAUUCCUGAAGGCUUUGUUGUAGGAGGUGGAGAUGAACUUACUAAUAUAGAAAGUGACCUUGAUACUCCCGAACAAAAUAGUAAGUUGGUGGACUUGAAGCUGAAGAAGCUCUUAGAAGCCCAGCCACAGGUGGUAAACUCGCUCUCCAGUGCUGCCCAGAAAGCUGUAACUGAUACCUCGGAGCAAGGAGUAAAGAAUGGCGGGGAAGAUCUUCGGACUGAGCGGUUACAAAAAGCACCAGAACGUUUCAGAAAUCCUGUUGUGUUCAACAAGGAUUCUACAGUCAGGAAAACUCAACUCCAGUCUUUCAGUCAGUAUGUUGAGAGUAGACCAGAGAUGAAAAGACAGAGAUCAAUCCAGGAAGAUACAAAGAGAGGAAAUGCGGAGAAGACAGCAAUAACUGAAACUCAGAGGAAGCCAUCAGAAGAUGAAGUACUUAAUAAAGGGUUCAAAGACACCAGUCAGUAUGUUGUAGGAGAAUUGGCAGCACUAGAGAAUGAGCAAAAGCAAAUUGACACCCGUGCCGCGCUGGUGGAGAAGCGCCUCCGCUAUCUCAUGGACACAGGAAGGAACACAGAAGAGGAGGAGGCCGUGAUGCAGGAAUGGUUCAUGCUAGUGAACAAGAAAAACGCCCUAAUAAGGAGAAUGAACCAGCUCUCCCUCCUGGAAAAAGAACAUGACUUAGAACGAAGGUAUGAGCUGCUGAACCGGGAACUGCGGGCGAUGCUAGCCAUUGAAGACUGGCAGAAGACCGAGGCCCAGAAGCGCCGAGAACAACUUCUGCUGGAUGAGCUAGUGGCCCUGGUGGACAAACGCGACGCCCUUGUCAGGGACCUGGACGCCCAGGAGAAGCAGGCAGAAGAAGAAGAUGAGCAUUUGGAGCGAACUCUGGAACAAAACAAAGGCAAGAUGGCCAAGAAGGAGGAGAAGUGUGCUCUUCAGUAGCCUGCGGACCGGAUCUAGGUCCCCGGGCCAGGGACAGACAGACUGGUUGAUUGAAAACUUUUUAACAUUUUGUUUGACUGGAUUGUACUUCUGGAUCACCACCCCCUUUUCCUCCUCUCCAGAUAAUAUGCCGAACUCCAGAUAGCUUUAAGGAUUCUUUGUGAGUUAAUCAUGAAAUCAUUUUUGCAACCAUGUGAAGUAGAUCUGCACAGACACCUUGUGAGUGAUCAGUGAUGGAGAUGCUCAAGAAGCUGUCCAAAGGGGAAAGGCCUCUCUCUUCACUCCCCUUCCGUGUGGGACGGACGACGAAAACCUGAAGCUGUUUGUUGUAGUACUGUUGGUAAUAGCAUAAGGACCGUGGGUGGGGGGCACAGGGAGUAAGAAAAUGUCAUGAAUGAUUUGUUUCCAGUCCUGCCCUAUGUAACACUGUUACCUGAAUCUCAUAGUUAGAUCGUAGUCUGUGUAUUGGUGAAACUGUGUUCCAUUGCCAGUGAGGCUUUCUGCAGUUGUGUGCGUUUCGCAUAAGGAUAAUAAAGUUCCUCCCUGCUCUCAGAGGAUGGCCCUUUAAGGUAGCCUGAGGUAAACCUUGUGGUUUGAAUGGUGCACUGUGAGAACAACGACUCUGAUAGAUGUGCAGCAGUUUACAAAGGCAGUUGUAUCAUCUGACGACGACGCGCCAUCUUUUAAUCUGAAUAAUUAUUUAUUACAUCUUGCUUGGUUCCUACUUUUUGUUGGGGCUCAACAUUGGCUCAAGAAUGCUGUUAAUAUUUAUUUCUGUAUUGAUAAAAGUCUGUCUUGGCACUACAAGUAAAUCUCCAAUUACAUCUCUAGCAUAGCACUGUGUUUUGUGAAAAUGGUUAUGUUUAUUUAUUAUAAUACUGAGUCAUAUAUAAAUUUUCAAUAAAAGCAGAAACUUUCUUACCUUAAA
Molecule: messenger RNA, 5084 nt
Organism: Peromyscus californicus insignis
Lineage: Eukaryota; Metazoa; Chordata; Mammalia; Rodentia; Cricetidae
Gene: Ehbp1
Product: EH domain binding protein 1
Exons: 25
Coding region: 476-4156 (1226 amino acids)
Molecular function (GO): protein binding
Source: RefSeq, a predicted model, not a curated record